UCACAAAAUGGUUCCCAGCUUCUGUGUCGCACGCUGUUAUUUUUCACCCCUCGUUUUCCUAUUUUAUUUUAUACCCUGUUUACUUAAUAAACUGAUGGCCAUUAGCGAGCUUUUUAUCAAAAAAAACAAACCUAUAUGUAUGUGGGGUUUAAAGGCCAACAAAAGUUUGUUUGUGCUGUGCUCGUUGACCUUAAAAAGCUUUUGACUCUGUUGAUCGUAAAAUUUUGUUAAAAAAGCUAUGGUGUUUUGGCAAUCAGAGAUGCUGCCUUUGACUGGUUCAAGACCUACUUAAAGGGGCGCAUGCAGCUGACUCUGUAAACGACACAAGAUCAGAUCUGUUUCAUGAAGACUCUUUCAGGGUGCUGCAGGGAUCUGUGUUGGUCUCCCUGCUUUUUCUUUUGUCUAAUGACUUAAAAUCUGUCAAAUUACCACCAUCUAUAUGCAGAUGAUACAAUCAUUAUUCCAUCCCAUAAAAACUUGAGUACCCUUGUCCCACAGGUCCAGCUAGAACUUUCACAAGUCAACAUCUGAGGCAGCCCUUAAAAUUUGCAUCGGCAUUUGGCACUACCGACGUAAAAUACAAGGAUAAUGUAGUUGCGUCAACCAAAAAAUUGAAGACGUAAUAUUGUUUUGAAAUUUUUAGAAAACAACACUUGUGGUAUUGUUUGAGCUUCUCCCACUCAUUGCGACCAAAGAAUAAUUACACUUGAUUUUCAAUGAGUUAGGCCAUUAUCACUAACUAAAAUCACUCAAGCUACAGAAAUACCUGGUGCAAUUCGAUUCGUAAUAAUAAUCGAAAAAACUGUAUAACGUAUUAAAAAGAAGUCCAGAAGUUCUCUCUCUCACACAAUUUCCACUUGUCAUUAUCUUAGGAGAUCAAUACAUCGAAUUAAUGAGAGGUCUAGCCCUUAAGAAGGUGAAUAAAAAAAGUUUUUGCCAGCUGCAAAAUUUCAUUACAAAAAAAUAUUGCCAACGCAAAUUAGUUGAAAUGUACCUCAUGUUGGCAGUUUUAUUGCCGACGUGAAAAAAAGCGUCUGCUGGCUAAAACUAUGCUACUAUAACAAAAUGACUAUAAAUGAUAAAAGUUAUUUUGUUGCAACAACAGUUAUAGAAAUAGGUUAAACAAACGAUUGUUGAAGAAAUGAGAUUUGCAAUUUUAACAUUUUCUUUGUAGAAUGAUUUCCAAAGAUGGCAUUUCAAUUCACAACAUAUUGUAACCUGGUAAUUCAAACUCUGUCUUGGCUGCACUUCGUUGUGAGUGUCUCCCAUGGCAUAUCUUGUUGGUCUCUUCAUCAUAAUGCACUUGAAUGUACAUUACCAUUGUAUCCAACCUAACCGUUGUCAAUGUCUUUCAUCAGCAGUCCUUCAUCACAAAUGCAAUGGAUAAAAAACCAACAACAAAUGAAACAGAAUACUACUGUGUAACAUGCAAAAAAUAUUACGCUUCAUAUAAAAGUUAUGGUAAUCAUAUGCGUUCUUAUCACAGCAAAAACAAGGAGAAAUCAAAGUGUCCUCAUUGCGGUAAUUGUUUCACUAGGAGAGAUAAUCUUCAGCAACACAUUAGACUUUUUCACAUGGGGAAAGGGCUAACUUAUGCAUGUGAAAACUGCCAUUGGUCUUUUAGCACUAAAUAUGGUUACUUGAAACACAAACGAAAUUGUUUAAGAAGUCCUGUGAAAGAGCAUCUUCCACAAAAUGACUGUAAUAUAAAAGUUUUUAGCAGAGAUAUUGUUUCAAAAGAACAAGAAUGCAAACCAGAUCUUGUGGUUGCCAACUACCCAUUUGGACAAGCUUGUGGUACUAAGAUGGAUAUGAAAUCAGGUUUUUAUUGUUCUAAACAUAGCCAAGACAAAAAAUCUGUGCACAAUUUCAAGGAGAAUAACCUUUGUAAAAGACAUGAGCAAACAUACUUACAUGAAGGACAUAAGAGUUGGCACUUUGUUAAAAGUCACGAAGAAGAAAUAGUAAAUGGCGGUAGAUCCAAAUCAAGCGAUGAAAGUAAAUAUAAACAAGUCCAACCAGAUUGUGUUAUAAAUAAAGCGCUAGAUUGUGCCUUGUGUAAUAUAACAUUUUUAACGGAACAAGAUUACAAUGAUCAUAAACCGUAUUGUGAAGAAAUGGCGUCAUCCUAAAAAGUUUUUUUUAAGUUACAAUUUGGCUUAUUCAUAUUUGAGAAAAUCAUGCUUAUUCGGAUUUUCUGUACAAACUAUCCUACAAAAGAAGUCACUCUUGUAGUGUGUUGCACUCAAAUGUUGAAGUAAUUUUUUUUUUUUUUAACAAAUUUUACUGAACAAGUUAAAAAAUAAUUUUUUGAGGAGACUCGAUUUUCUGCCUAAAGUAGGAUUUCUGCAGUCAAUGUCUAAUUGAUAUUUUUAAAUAAAUGAUAUUUAAUGAAAAAAAGAACAUUAUUUUCUUUAGCUUGUAUAUGGUAAAGUUAUUUUUUAAAAAAUUAUAUUAUUUUGCAGUAUUUAGAUUUUUUGCAGUUUUUUUAUUUAUUUUAUUUCUAGUGAGUUGCAUACCUUAGCAAAGCUUUCUACAACUUUCACAAAUGUACCAUUGAACACCAAAUAUUAAAAUACCAAAAAUUUAGCGGAAAAAAAAAUCUCUUUUCUCUUUUAUUUACUUGAAUUUUUGGUGUUUUGAGAAAUUUGAAGUUAUUGGUUUUUGCUGACAAAGGUUUAUAACCCUCAACAGAAUUUUACUUUUUCUAGUUUUUUAUACUUUUUUUAUAUUCAAUCUAAUUUUUUACUUUUAGUUAAUAAUUGGAGAUCAAAUUAAAAUAUUCCCUAUAUUUUACAUAGCAAUAAUGAGCUUCCAGUGUAGGGAAGUAACACACACAAAGUUUUUUAUUAUCACACCCUAAAAAAAGUGUGUCAAGGCUGAUUAAAUCGGGUGUUAGCAUAAGGCAACAAAAGAUAUUUUUUAACCUAUAUUUUUUAUUUUUUGUCAUUGUUUUUAACAUUCACAUGCUAUUUUUUCUUAUUCUUAAGUUAUAUAAAUAUCUAUGUAAUAACACAAAGACUGUUUCUGUCUGUCUGUAACAGGCAAGGUAGAUAUGUUUUUUUUCCUAUGAUGUAGCCAAAAAGUUAUGGUUUAAAUGUUAAAUUUUACGUUUCUGUUUUAUACAAAAACGUUGAAACUUUUGAUUUUGAUUGUACAUCGGACUAAUUAGGCAAGCAAUAUUUUUGUAUUUUAGUUGGUCUUUGAUGACAGUCUCCUGCCCGAGUGCAUUUUCCAAAGGCCUUAUUGACUAGUUUUGUAUAAAGUGUAGAAUUUCUCACAGAAACUUCACAACUGUGUCAUAUUAAUGGAGUUUCCGCAUAUAAACUUUUGCAAAUCAUCAAAAGUUAACCUAAAAAUUUGGAAAAAUUGAUUUUUAGAACAUAUUAUUUUAAAACAGAGCAUAAAAUUAAAGAUGGAACAGACCAUUUGUGGCUAAAAGAUGUUUUUUUGACAAACACUUCAUGAAAUUAAAUAUAUUUUUUACGUUUGUAAACGUUUACAAGUCGAUGCUCUUGUGAUGUAAACCUUUGCGAAUUUAGCAAAUAUUCAUGGAAGUUUCUGCCCAUAAAAGUUUUGCCAGCAUUUUAUGCCAAAAAAGCCAAAAUAUACCCUCAAGCAUAUAUUUACUAUUAUUUCAUAUUUACUUUUUACAGCAUAUUUUGAGUUUAUAAAUUGCAUACCCAUAUCACUGAUUUGUAUUUUUCUAUUAGUGAUUUUUUGAGAAGGCAUAUUCAUUUAUCUUUUA
Molecule: messenger RNA, 3748 nt
Organism: Hydractinia symbiolongicarpus
Lineage: Eukaryota; Metazoa; Cnidaria; Hydrozoa; Anthoathecata; Hydractiniidae
Product: zinc finger protein 778-like
Exons: 2
Coding region: 1308-2132 (274 amino acids)
Source: RefSeq, a predicted model, not a curated record